AUGUCUCAGGCGAGCUCUCCGGAACCACGUACCUGUCCGUACUUGGGCAAAUUCGCGGUGACAGACGUGAAUCGGAAUCAACGGAACACGCGCGAAAGCCGCAGGAGCCAGCACCAGCAGCAGGAGUCGUCCCUGCCCAUCCGGCACGACGGCGAAAAGGUGCGGCACGCACAGGAGAGAAACGAGGACCGGCGGGGCCGUAAGCUGGAUUACGAGGUCGAGAAGAGGCGGGCGAACAACGAGUAUCUGGUCCACGAGAGGAUGGGUCGGCGGGCGCGUUCGAAUCGCGGCGGCAAUCGGAGCCGCAAGGACUACAGCCUGGAGGAGGUCUCCCCGCCGAGGAGAUCCUCGGAGCUGGAGGAGGGUUUACGGGAUCUACGGGACGCGUUGCGAGCGAAAUUCAGACGAGCGGGCGACUUCGAGCAACGCAUGGCCGACAGCUCGCGCGCCAAGACGAGGCGGUCGCGCGCCGUCGAGCGCCUCGAGAGAGACGCGAGAUACACGACGGAGCGCGGAAGGGCUGGCAGAAACGAGGGCGAGACGACGGUCGAGGACGAGGUGAAUUCGAGAGAUAAGGCGAACAGGUCGAGAAGGCACCCGAAAAUAGAGGACUUCCAUCCGUACGACGUCGACGCGAUCGGACGGUUUUGGGCCGCCGAUCCGGACGACAGCUGGACCACCAGCACGCUGCAGGUGCAAGGCGAUUAUUUCGGGGAUUAUCUGGAGGUCGAUGGCCCACCGCGGAAGAGAUCCGCGUCGGGGAAUCCGGCCGACAAGGGCGUGACCUACAAGGAUCUCUUGAGGAUGAAGAGGGAGCUCGAGGAGCGCGAGAGGGACGAGGACUUCCCGGAGAGGAGGGAGAAGAGGAACAACGAGGAUGAUUCGAGGUGCAGCUCCGAGGUGACGACCUUAACCGUGGGUUGCUCCACGGCGGACAGGAUGGAGUUUCAAAGUGACUGCGUCGACGACGACGCUAUCACCGCCUACUCCUGCCACGGUAGAUGGUUCGACGCCGAGGGCACGCAGUUCGUGAUCGCCACCCCGUUGGCGCGCAGAACAGCGUGGUCGAACAGCGAGAACAACAGGGCGCAGCCCUACAGGAACAGCCGUAGACUGUGCUUCAUGUACAAAGAGAGCGGCGGAGUUGUCAGUUUGACUGCCAGCCGCAUAGCGUGUCAGAGGGGCCCACCGCCCCCGCCGAUGUUGGCCUUCAACGCUACCAGCACCGGCCAGUGCAUGGAAGCGAACGGCGGACAGAUCAGCCGAUCGACGUACCUGACGAUCGUCCUGCUGACGGCGGUCGCCGCGAUAUUCAGGUGAUUCUAAUCGAAAGCGCGACAAUUAUUCGAAAUCAAUUAAGGGAUCGGGACUCAAACGCGGUGUCGGACGCUCAGUGAGAUCGUUAUAAGAAAUAUUUCACGACGCAGUGAUCGGCCGUGUGUGGCUCGAUCGAUCGAGCGGUGCGCGUAUGCAAGAGCAGGCAGACGAGUGCAGCGAUCUUAGACCGUGAAUGAGGAAGAAAAAACGCGGAGAAAAGUGGAGCCCAUC
Molecule: messenger RNA, 1548 nt
Organism: Wasmannia auropunctata (little fire ant)
Lineage: Eukaryota; Metazoa; Arthropoda; Insecta; Hymenoptera; Formicidae
Exons: 4
Coding region: 1-1320 (439 amino acids)
Source: RefSeq, a predicted model, not a curated record